Molecule: messenger RNA, 662 nt
Organism: Vitrella brassicaformis
Lineage: Eukaryota; Vitrellaceae
Source: the annotation of a GenBank genome assembly
ACCACAGCACGUCUGCCUAUCUCUUGGCGACACUCAUGACCUUGACAUGGUCCUUGUGGAACACCGCGUAUUCAUUCCUGUCUUGCACAAACACCGAGUCGUAUCCCUCCCUCCUCAGACUCUCGAAGGUGUGCUGCGUCGCCUGCUGCGAGGAGAUCACCUUCUGCCUCCCCAGGAAGACUCGCGCCGUCACCACAUAGCCUUUACGGUGUGCGAGGCGGUCAGUCGUCGGGAUGUCGGGCGCAAAGUAGAUGGCUCCGCCGAGCCGGCCGCCGGUGCCCGGGAACAUCUCUCUCGACGCCUGAAUCGCCGCUCCUGAGGGCCCGUCGGUCUGGUGGUACAGGGUGCCCAUGCCUUGACCUGUCCGCCAAUUCGGGCAAUCUGACGCAGGCAACACCACAAGGCAUGCAGCGGUGUGUGUGUGUGUCGCUCUAGCUGGGGUUCCUCUCACCAAUGCGGCGGUGGUCCGAGUUUCGACUCUUGCAGAUGUUGCAGAAAUGCUGUCUUGUCUGUUUGCACCAGCCGGUGUUCUGGCACCCACGGGCGUUGCAGUAGAGACCCAUCGCAAGGCGUCGCACAGCAGCUGCAGAAUCAAGACGCGAGCGACGGCAAUGACAUGUCGCGUAGGAAAGAGAAUGAAGAUAUGUAGGACAAACAAUAGG